Molecule: messenger RNA, 2048 nt
Organism: Macrosteles quadrilineatus (aster leafhopper)
Lineage: Eukaryota; Metazoa; Arthropoda; Insecta; Hemiptera; Cicadellidae
Product: protein mono-ADP-ribosyltransferase PARP16-like
Exons: 3
Coding region: 1-450 (149 amino acids)
Source: RefSeq, a predicted model, not a curated record
AUGAAUUGUUCAGGUAGUGAAGAGAACAAGUCACAGUCUAGAGCGCAGGAUAGCCUAGCUGAGGAGGUUCCUCACAAGCUGUACGUGGUGCCUAACAGUGACCUAAUACAAGUGAGGUACUUGCUGGUGUACACAGAAAAGUCCAACUCCUCCCCCAGCCAAAGAGCGCAGGAUAGCCUAGCUGAGGAGGUUCCUCACAAGCUGUACGUGGUGCCUAACAGUGACCUAAUACAAGUGAGGUACUUGCUGGUGUACACAGAAAAGUCCAACUCCUCCCCCAGCCAAAGAUUAACCCAAAGAAACUCUGGCUUGCUGUCAUGGCUGGGCCGACACAAGAUGGCCGCCUCGUUGGCUACGUACGCUGUCGUACUUGUGGCCGUCGGACUUUCUAGGAGUCCCACCUUUCUAAGACUAUGGCAAGACAUUUGUCGAACAAUCGGUAUUCGAUAAUCAUAAGCGUCGCUUUAUAUCCAUUCCAAAUUUACUUGUAUAUCCAAUAUUUGUGAUAGUAGUUUUAGUUGAAAUUCUUUGUUAUUUGUAUUACACUAUUUUUUUUAUGUUUAUGUUCCUUAUCGCUUUAUUGAGUUUUGGAAAGAUAGAAAUCGAUAUACCAAUCAAGAUGCUAGGAAUAAAAAUUAAAAUAUCAAAUAUUAACUUUUCGCAAAGCUGAGCAUAAUGUUUACUGAUACAUCUAUGUUGAUUGGCUCAAUAUGAGGUGAUCAUAAUAGAUCGCAAUAGAUCAUAUUGCUAGCUACUUUUAUCAUCCAAAAUCGGGAUCCUAUCUGUUCCACCUGGUUUGGUAAAGACUGUCUAAGUUAAGGUUUAACAGGGUAUCUACUUUACUGUCAUGCUAAAAACAGGCCAGUAAUGAUCUUAGACAAACUGUUUCAAUUAAUGUGAUCAAUAGAAACCGUGACCCAAAAAUAAAACUACCUAUUCUUCAUUAAAAAAAACCACAAUCUUUGCCUAGAGCCAUUGCCCAAACUCAACUUUUUACUGCAGAAUUAUGCUUUGCAGUUGGGAUCAUUAAAACUUAAUAUCAAAUUCUUUGUCAGAGACAUAAUCUUUUGUCUAUGGUUUAUAUAUUUUUUACAUGUUGGGUAUAUAAUAAAAAUACAAGUGUGUGUAAAUUAUUUUUAUAACAUUUACAAUAUUUUAUAAUUUUUUACAUAUUUUUUGUGUCCCAGUGAUAAUCUUACAUUAAUGUGCAUUACUAACUACUUUAAUGCUAAAGUAACAAAAUGAAAGUAAAGUAAAAUGUAAAACAUACUCAUUUAUACAUUUUUAUUUUAAAGGGAAACCAAUUUCCUAAUAUUGAGUUUUCUCUUCAACGUACUCUGGAGAAGUCCUAUCUCAGGACGAAAUAUCAGUGUUAUGUUUUGUGUUCACCCCUGGUCUCGAUAAUUUUCUCAGGUAAUUUAGCUGAACUAUAUUACUUUUCCAAAAAUAGCUUUAUAUAGGCUAUACUUUUUAAUUCUCAUGUAUCAAAUACAAUGUUUAUGCCUGGUUAACUUAUUGUGUUGAUAGCCUACUUUACUAUUUUUAGAAUUUGUUUCUUUUUUUUCAAUUAUAACUAAGUAGAAUAUUACAUUUAUAAGCUACUGCUUGUACUCCAGUACUACAACAAAAUAGUUUAUUGCUCACUUCAAAUUUACUAUAACACGAGAGAGAAUCAUUUCGCCAACAUCAACAUGAUCAAAUGUGAUGUGGCCUUGACAAACAUUAAAACUAGACAGAUUUCACACUACCAUUAAAUAUAUAUUUGUAAAAGUUAAUAGUGAAACCAAAGACGUGAUCUCAAAAAGCAAAUAAGUGAAAAAAAACAUGUAGAUGGAAGUUUGAAUAACUAAGAUACAUUUAUAUAUUAUUACGUGAAUAAUUAUUAUCUUUUAUCAGUAGAUUAUUGUUUAGUAAAUAAUAGCAUUAGAUGUAUUAAGGGAUUAUUGAAAUAUACUGUAUAGUUUACUAGUAUGAAAGACAUUUGGUGCCUCAUACAGGCAGUAAAAUAAUGAUUGAUUAUUGUUUAGUUUUGUUGUAAAUAUAAUGAA